Molecule: messenger RNA, 3184 nt
Organism: Linderina pennispora
Lineage: Eukaryota; Fungi; Kickxellomycota; Kickxellomycetes; Kickxellales; Kickxellaceae
Product: glycine dehydrogenase
Exons: 2
Coding region: 48-3128 (1026 amino acids)
Biological process (GO): glycine decarboxylation via glycine cleavage system
Cellular component (GO): glycine cleavage complex; mitochondrion
Molecular function (GO): glycine binding; glycine dehydrogenase (decarboxylating) activity; pyridoxal phosphate binding
Source: RefSeq, a predicted model, not a curated record
CACGCCUAAAAUUUUCCUUCUCUUUUCUUUUUUCAUUUUCAAACACCAUGCUCUCGAGAUCCGCUGCAACCAAGGCUCAGACCCUUGCCAAGCUCGGUAACAUGACGCGCGCUGCGCCUCUGUUCCGCGCAGCCCUGCUCCACACACUCAAGCCGCGCCAGCAGUCAGCCGCGGCCGCGGCGACCGAUGCUGGUGUUGCCGCCGACUCUGCCAGUGCCUCGGCAGCCGCCCAGGCAUUCGCUCCCCUCGACACGUUCCUGCGUCGCCACAACGGCCCGCGCGACUCGGACGUCGACGCAAUGCUGCAGGCGCUGGGCUUCAAGUCUCUGGACGAGAUGAUCUCGGCCACCGUCCCCGACGCCAUCCGCCUGAAGGAGCCAAUGACGAUCGCCGACGGCGAGUACGCCGAAAAGGAGCUGCUGGCCAAGCUCAAGGACAUUGCCUCGCAGAACCAGAUCUACCGGUCGUACAUCGGAACCGGCUACACAGACGUCGUUGUGCCACCCGUCAUCCUCCGCAAUAUCCUGGAGAACCCCGGCUGGUACACCCAGUACACGCCGUACCAGCCCGAGAUCUCGCAGGGCCGUCUGGAGAGCCUGCUCAACUUCCAGACCGUCGUCGCCGACCUCACUGGUCUGCCGGCUGCCAAUGCCAGUCUGCUGGAUGAGGGCACUGCUGCCGGUGAGGCUCUGGUUGUGUGCCUCAAUGCCUCGCGCAAGAAGACCCGCAACGUCUUCUUCGCCGACGAGAACUGCCACCCGCAGACGCUGGCAGUGCUGCGCACCCGUGCAGAGGGCUUCGGUGCUGAGAUUGUUGUUGGCGACUACAAGACCUUUGACUUUGCGUCGCUGGGCGACCGCUUGACUGGCGCGCUUGUGUCGUACCCCGACACCUACGGUAACAUUGGCGAGUAUAAGGCGCUGGCUGACCAGAUCCACUCGCAGGGCGCGCAGCUCGUGGCCGUGGCCGACCUUAUGUCGCUGGCCGUGCUCCAGCCGCCCGGCGAGUUCGGUGCCGACAUUGCCAUCGGCAACACCCAACGCUUCGGUGUUCCCCUUGGCUUUGGUGGCCCGCACGCUGCCUUCUUUGCCACGACCGAGGCGAACCAGCGCCGCAUUCCCGGCCGUAUCAUCGGUGUCUCCCGCGACGCCGAGGGCAACCGUGCCUACCGCCUCGCUCUGCAGACCCGCGAGCAGCACAUUCGCCGCGAGAAGGCGUCGUCCAACAUCUGCACGGCCCAGGCUCUGCUGGCCAAUAUGGCUGCCAUGUACGCCGUCUACCAUGGCCCCGAGGGCAUCCGCAACAUUGCUGACCGCAUCCACCGCUUCACCCAGGUCCUGGCUGCCUCCGUCACUGCCGCUGGCCACACCGUCGAGAACACCUCGUACUUUGACACCCUGAAGAUCCGCGUCGCCGAUGGCUCGUCGGCUGCCGAGGUCCAUGCCCGCGCCGAUGCCCGCCGCAUCAACCUGCGCAAGAUCGACGACCAGCAUGUUGGUGUGCAGCUCGACGAGGCCAUCACCCGCGAGGAGUUGGCGCAGCUUGUCGAGGUGUUCAACGGUGACGUCUCCGCCCUGGACUCCCUGGUGACCUCGGUUGCCCAGACCGCCGCUGCCUCCGCUGCCAUCCCCGCUGGCCUCGCCCGCCAGUCGGCUAUCCUGACCCACCCGAUCUUCAGCCGCUACCACUCCGAGACCGAGAUGCUGCGCUACAUCACCCAGUUGCAGAACAAGGAUCUCUCGCUGGCCAACGCCAUGAUCCCGCUGGGCUCGUGCACCAUGAAGCUCAACGCGACCACCGAGCUGAUCCCCAUUACCUGGCCCGAGUUCGGCCAGAUCCACCCGUUCGCGCCCCGUGAGCAGACCAAGGGAUAUGCCAAGAUGAUCCAGGACCUCGAGGAGGACCUCGCCACUAUCACUGGCAUGGACGCAACCACGGUCCAGCCCAACAGCGGAGCCCAGGGCGAGUACGCUGGUCUGCGCGCCAUCCGUGCCUACCAGGCCUCGCAGGGCGAGAGCCACCGCAACAUCUGCCUUGUUCCCGAGUCUGCCCACGGCACCAACCCCGCGUCGGCCGUCAUGGCUGGCCUGAAGGUCGUCAUUGUCAAGUGCGACUCCAAGGGUAACCUGGACCUGGCUGAUCUCGAGGCCAAGGCCGCCAAGCACGCCAAGAACCUGUCGGCCGUCAUGAUCACGUACCCGUCGACCUUUGGUGUGUUCGAGGAGGGCGUCCUCAAGGCGAUCAACAUCGUCCACAGCAACGGCGGCCAGGUCUACAUGGACGGCGCCAACAUGAACGCUCAGGUUGGUCUGACCAGCCCCGGCCACAUGGGCGCCGAUGUGUGCCAUCUCAACAACCACAAGACCCUUGCCAUCCCGCACGGUGGUGGUGGUCCUGGUGUCGGCCCCAUCUGCGUCAAGAAGCACCUUGCUCCGUACCUGCCUGGCCACCCCGAGCUGGUCAAGGCUGAUGGCACUCCCCAGAGCGCCGUCGGACCCGUCUCUGCCGCUCCCUAUGGCUCCGCCGGUGUCCUGCCCGUCACCUGGUCGUAUGUGAAGCUGCUCGGUGGCCGCGGCAUGACCGAGGUCUCCAAGACCGCGAUCCUGAACGCCAACUACAUGGCGAACCGCCUGCGCGACCACUACUCGGUCCUGUUCACCAACGAGAACGGCAUGUGCGCGCACGAGUUCAUCCUCGACACGCGCCCGUUCGGCAAGACCGCCGGCGUCCAGGCCAUCGACAUUGCCAAGCGCCUGCAGGACUACGGCUUCCACCCGCCCACCAUGUCGUGGCCCGUGCCCAACACCAUCAUGGUUGAGCCCACCGAGUCCGAGUCCAAGGAGGAGCUUGACAAGUUCUGCGACGCCAUGAUCGCCAUCCGCGAGGAGAUCCGCGAGGUCGAGGAGGGCAAGCAGCCCAAGGGUGACAACAUCCUGACCAACGCUCCCCACACCAUCUCCACGCUGUCUGCUGAGGAGUGGAACCGCUCGUACCCGCGCCAGCGCGCCGCCUACCCGCUGCCCUACCUGAAGGAGCGCAAGUUCUGGCCCAGCGUUUCGCGUAUCGAUGACACCUACGGUGAUCUGAACCUGGUCUGCUCGUGCCCGCCCAUGGACACCUACCAGUAAAUCUGAUAUUCUCUUUUAUUUCUGCCUCAUUUCAACAAAAAUACCGUACAGUAGCA